CUAACAUCAAACGAAAUGGUUCAUUUCGUAGCGUCGAACAUUAUCUCAAUACAAAAGUCAUCGAAAACUAUCGGCAAUUUGAAAUUCGACCAUUAACGAAUACCACUGCAGUGAAAAUGGUCUGUGUACAAAGCAAACUAGGUGGUAAUGUCAUGCGCCAUAUCAAUACAUAAACAUCGCAUCAACUUACACGGAACGUAACAUAAAUCAAGAGAGCGUCAACCAAAAUCCUUACCGCCGUUUGAUUGGUUUGAAAGAGUAAAAUGAACACACAGUUCAUGUAAACUAACUGUCACAGCACUCGUUGCGUUUCGGCAAUAUCGGUUUGUCUGUGCCUGUUGAACACAAGUGCUGACCAGCACAAUGAUAAAUGUUCGUGUUUGUUUCAGUUAGAAAUUAGCACUCAUCUAUUUUAAAUGUUUCGCUCGUCCGUCUUAGUGUAUUAAAUGAUUUUAUUUUUAAUUUUGUAUAUUGUGAUAACUACGUUGUGAAAGAGAGUAAAUAAGCCAUCAAAAAAUCCAUAGGAUUUGAACAAUGUGAAAUUGAUUUAGAAUAAGAAAAGGAAAAGAUAAUGCGCUGAAUCGAAGAAAGUCCAAAAAGUGAAAACCGUAUUGUUCAUGUCACCUUUCAUUCUGUGUAGUUUUUUUUUGUAUGUGAAACUUUGUGUUUGUAAAACAAAAUCAUAUGUAGAAAAUAAGUAUUGAAUUUAACACGACAUUGAAUUAUCUAUUGAAAUGGCGCGUAUGAUGAAAGAUCAAGCCAUUCAACGCUCAUAUUCGAGUCCAUUAUUCAUCCGUGAACCAAAUGACGAUCGGACACCAAACGAACAUCUUGGAUCCGUGACACCAUCGAAAAAUGUCAAUGAUUUAGACUCGACAUGUAUAACGCCAAUUUUAAAUUCAUGCUCAUCAACGGCUUCACAGCGAUCGAGUCUGUCAGUCACACCGCCUAAGUCGAAUAUAACCACCUAUUUGACACCACGAAGCAGUCUAACAUCCGAUACGUUUGCCGACUCAACAGCGGUGGAUUUUUACUCAUUUGCCACCGAUUCGGAUGAUCUUAAUGAGACGGUCACCAAUAGCACAAAAAAUUCAGUGUAUGAAACGUGUAUCGGAGCAUCGGCUCGUCUGUUGGAAGCAACACGAUCGGUUCGUCAACGGUUGCGACCACUGAGGCAAGCUAGCAGUGAAUUUCUCAGUAGGCUACCGAAAUUGCAACAUUUAUCAAUUGUGCGAGCAUCACAAAUCAAUAUACGCGGUGAUCAAGCCAAGAAACCGGAACACACCUGCACAUGUAAGGCCGGCCUAUUCGAUGGUAAUUGCUUGAAGACAUUUAUGGAGAUGUCUGUGCAACCGGCCGAAUAUCGAAAUAAUUCACAAAUGAUGACCUCCACACCGCUGAUCACAAAGGAUGUCUACGAUCAUGGUAUUUUCAAUGUGGCCCGCAUCAAAAAGGUGGAACUGCAUGAUCUAACGCCAAAAGUGCCCGAGUUCCACGUAAUUGAUGCAACGCCAAAAGAUCGUUGCAUAAACAACAAUAACGUACGAACACCGAAUGGGAACCACUAUGGCAAUCAAACAGUUGUAUUUGGAUCGAAUGUUACAGCAAUCGCACCGAUUCGUACGAAAGGCCAGCAUCAAUCAAACUCAACAAAUCCAGUGACAAUGCCAGCGCCAGAGGACGGAAGUGUGCUGAAAAAAGUCAUUUCAUUUACGCUCGAUCAAAUGAAAAAUGCGGACUGUGCAACAGAAAAAACAGCACGCCCUUCAUUUGUACCAGAAAAAUUACAUUUUAGUGCCUAUGAGCAAUUUAAAGGUCAAUUGUUUGUGAAAUGGGUGAGCAGCUCGAUAGCCAAGUCUCUGGAAUUAAGUGAAAUCGAUUUGAAUACGGUUGAAUUGCUUAUUUCGGGAGUUUGUACGCAUUUGAUAGCUGCCGGUGUUUUGAAACAAAUAGUUGACCUUGAUGAAAAGAAUAAGAAUGUGUUUUGUCCGAACGAAAUGUACCAAUGGACGCACAUCGAAUUAUCUCGACAACAACAAAAUGAACCAAAGAAAGAAUGUGUACGAAAUUUGCAUCCAAUUGAUUCGGAAAUCAUUGAAUGCCAAAACAUAGGUACACUGAAUAUGAGUACACUAACAUUGACUUCCAAUGGACAGGAGGAGUCGUUUGCCUCUUUAAAAACCAAAUUGCUGUCACGCGAAUUGGCUGCUGAAACCAAUGCACAACAAAACGGAAUCGAGUCAAUCAGUUCAGAUGCCGAGCACGUGAACAAGAAUCAUGUGGAACCUGUUCGGGAUGUUCUAUCGAAAGUUGAUUGUGCCGAUCGUUUGGAAAACGUUGAACUUAAAAGCGACUGUGAUAAUAUGUUGAAGAAAGUCUAUGUCGAAAUAUCUACGCAAACUGAAGAUGUAGUGGAGUCAACUCAUAAGAAGGAGAAAGCACCCGAACCGAUAAAGAUCAUUGCAGCAACUCCAUCACCACCACCACCGCCGCCUCCACCUCCACCAUCGCCCUUCAUAUUCAAUGAACAACCAACCAAGACAACGAUUGACAUCACGAUUGACAAACCAAUUGCCCCGGACACACCAACCACAUCACAUCCGAACAACCUAAGUGUUGCAGCGCCGUCUACAACCAUUUUAUCUAGUGCAUCAUCGUUUUGUGUACCUCCACCGCCUCCCAUGAACGGAAUCCCAGGUCCACCACCAUUGCCCCUACCAACCGGAAAUAUGUGGUUCAAAAGUGACACUCUGCGAAAAGCCGCCAAACACCCACCAAAGCCAAUGAUCAACUUAUUCUGGACACGUAUCCUAAUACCAAAAGAUGACGAAGAGGAAGAAAACGUGAAACCGAAAGUUGACAUGUCAACGACGAAGAAACGAGAAAAACUCUGGCAAAAGAUUGAUGAGACCAUUUUGGAAAAUGCAGAAGAUUUCACGGAAUUGUUUGCCCGCCAAGCAACACCAAAGAGACCGCGUGAAGUGACCAAACUGCCCAAGAAAACGGUGAUCAAAGUGCUGGACCAUAAACGUUCGCAAAGUGUUGGAAUUUUCUCCCAAAGCUUGUAUCGACAUCGAAUCGAUCCACAAGUGAUUCAGAGAGCGAUCUACAACUGGGAUUUAUCAAAUAUUGGCCUCGAUUUAUUGCAGCAAAUGCUUGAGCACCAAGCAACGGCCGAUGAAUUGAAAGCGAUCAAAGAAGCAUUAAAAAAUGCUCCGUCAAACAUUCCGUUAGAUGGACCGGAAAAUUUUCUGUUGAAAUUUUCCGAAAUAUCAUGUGCACCCGAACGAAUCGCUUGUAUCAUAUUCCGCAAUGAGUUUGAGGAGGCAAACGCUCAAGUCGAACAAAAGAUCAAAACAAUCACAAAUCUGUGUGAAUUCCUCGUGGAGAACGACCAUCUCAACGAUUUGUUCGCAAUCAUUUUAACGCUGGGCAAUUUCAUGAACGGUGGUAAUAGGUAUAGAGGCCAGGCGGAUGGCUUUGGACUGGAUGUGCUCAACAAGUUGAAAGAUGUCAAAUCCAAAGACAAGAAAAUCACAUUGUUACACUUCAUUGUGAAAACGUUUAUUAGCAAACGGAGGCAAAGCGGACUGAAACCGAAGGAGAUUAUCUUUCCAGUGCCCGAUGCAGACGAUGUGAAAAGCGCUUCGAUCGUUGAUUUCGAGUAUUUGAACGAGCAAAUUGAACAGCUUCGCAGAAAUAUUGAAGACAUCAAACAAAAAAUGAAUGUGGUUAUUGAUGCAUCAACCGAUCAAAAUAUCCAGCCGUUCAAAAAUAUUUCCGAGGAAUUUGUGCAAAUUGCUACCAAUAAAAUUGAUUACCAAUUCCAGCAGCUGAAAACAUGCAAGGUCAUCUUUCGAGAAAUGUUGGACUACUUCAAGCACAUUCCAAAAACGGGUACCAUCGAUGAAUGCACGCCAAGCCAGUUUUUCGAGUUAUGGGCGAAUUUUAGCAUUGAUUUCCGCGAUCUUUGGAGAAAAGAACUCGCGGCCAUUAAUGCGGAAAUCAUUCAAAAGUACAAAAGUAUUGCUUCACCAAAGACACCGCAAAAUCGGGCUAAAGGAAAACAAAAGCCGACUGGCUUACGUGUGAGACGCGUUAACCAAAUCUAAAUGGGUGCACAUUUGCGGCACCAUCACGCACAAACAAUAUCGACUGAACAAACUUCUUGCACCAACACUAAUACGCAUGCAAAUCUCAAUGCACACACUCACAUCUAUCCACCAAUUAACAAAUCAUCAAAAGAAAAUUUAUAGUUUUUGUGUCAAUUUUUUUUGUAUUUUUUUUUUAAUUUGAAUGUUUGUCGGAAACAAUAAAGCGAUUAAGAAAAACGAUCAUAUAUAUAUGUAUACGUUUGAAUGAGAAUUGGAAUGAAAACAUCGAACAAAUGUUGUUUUGAUGAUUUUUUUGAUAUAUUUUUUUAACAAAAUAAAUAUGUAGAAGAAAAUUUAGUCUCCAAAAAAGAAUGUAAUGAAACUGGAGCACGAUCAAAAUGGCAGGAGACCAGAGAAAUAAGAAUGAGAGAAAGAUAUAUGAAAUUAUCAUCACUUGUUAUAAGUCAUUUAUUGUUCUUCUUAGAAACAAAGAAAUUUAUAAGAAAACAAUGUUUUGAGAAGCCGAAUUGUCGUACCUUUUUUUUCUCAAUAAUUUGUUUAAGCUACUUGUUGAAGACGCCAAAUAAAAAAAAAUGUACUGAAAGAGUCAAAAAAA
Molecule: messenger RNA, 4710 nt
Organism: Sitodiplosis mosellana (orange wheat blossom midge)
Lineage: Eukaryota; Metazoa; Arthropoda; Insecta; Diptera; Cecidomyiidae
Gene: capu
Product: protein cappuccino
Exons: 8
Coding region: 735-4112 (1125 amino acids)
Biological process (GO): cortical actin cytoskeleton organization; actin filament network formation; actin nucleation
Cellular component (GO): cytoplasm; actin filament; cytoskeleton
Molecular function (GO): microtubule binding; actin filament binding
Source: RefSeq, a predicted model, not a curated record